CUGUCAGUAAUCAGUAAUGUUUUGGAGUUGGGCGUGUUGAGUUGCGUUCUGACAUUCGUGAUAUGUUUAUUGUUGGAGAAUGUGAGAUAACAGAUGUGGUUGAUAGGUUCAAUGAUAAAAUCGUUUCUAUCCAUGUCAGGAAUUUACAGGAUUUAGUGGAGAGCUGUGUGUGUUCCUGAAGGCAUCCUAAUAAAUGAUGUGUGAUUGAGAAGUGCGACAUGGCCGAGCAGGAGAUACGUUCAGCAGCAGAGGCUCUGCUGACAGGUAGUCUAUCCAGUUUAAACCAGAGCCGGUCACACAGUACACCAAAUCCUCAUUACAGUAUAAAUACGCAAGCUGAACACCUGUCAUCCACAGAUUUAGUGACAGGUAUACGACAAGAUGGACGCAUGUCAGUUGUGCGUAGAUUCUUCUGUUUAUUUGUGACUUUUGAUCUCCUCUUCACUGUCUUGAUGUGGCUAAUAUGUAUAAUGUUGACUGGUGAUGAAAUUUUUGAUGCCUUGUCAAAGCAGAUAAUUCAUUACAAUAUUCAUACAUCCUUAUUUGACAUUGUGAUGGCUGCUUCCUCAAGAUUUGUGGUUCUUCUUCUUUUUUAUGGUUUGUUGUACAUCAGACACUGGUGUGUAAUAGCAAUAUCAACGGCAGGCACCUGUGCUUUUUUAAUUGCAAAAGUUUUUCUUUACAAUUGGGCUACUGCAUCAUCACCAGUCUUCCAAGUAUUACUUGUGCUCACAUCAUUUGUUCUGGCAUGGGGAGAAGCGUGGUUUCUGGAUUUUAGAGUGCUUCCUCAAGAAGCACAUGCUCUGGCUUACAUGCAAGUUUCUUCAGCUUUGAAUACAGAAAGAACACCUCUUCUUAGGAACUUCUUGCAAGGUUUACAACAGCCAGAUGAAUGUACAGAAUCGGUGGGAAACUUCUAUUCUCCUCUAGACUCACCUGAAGGUUCUGACACUGAAGAACAAGGUACACGAAAAGUAUCUGCUAGAGGAAAUGUACCUAGGAACUCAGUUGGUCAGGAGUCAGAAUACAAGAGGAAGGCCCAUGAAAUAGUUGAGGCUGCAUGGAACAUUGUUAAUCUGCCAGACUGGAAACUGGAAAAAACUGUAGAUGAUGAUACUGUUCACAGCAGAGUAUUACCGAAGCAGAACAAGGUUUUCCGUCUGACUGGUGUUGUUGACUUGCCACCAAAAGCUCUUCUUUACCUCCUUUUUGAGUCAGUAGAGCAGUUUCCUUCUUGGAAUCCAACAGUUCUACAGUCUCACAGAGUGCAGGUCAUUGAUGAGCGCACAGAUGUUAUCUACCAGGUUGUCGCUGAUGGUGCUGGUGGUGUCUUUUCUAGUCGUGAUUUUGUACUUCUACGCAACUGGAACAUGAAGAAUGGUUGUUAUGUCGUAGCUAGUGCCUCCGUCACACAUCCCAGUAUCCCAAAACACAAUAAAUAUAUAAGAGGCGAAAAUGGGCCCAGUUGUUGGGUUAUACAGCCAGCUGAAAAUAAUCGGUGUAUAUGUCGAUGGCUGCUCAACACAAACCUUAAUGGAUGGAUUCCUCAGUAUCUUUUGGAUACAGCCUUCACUACAGCCAUGUGUGAUUAUAUGCAGUGCUUGCGUUCCCAUAUUUUAAAAAUGAAAAGUGAAGAUAAUUUAAGUACUGGUGUAGGUGAAUAACUUCUACAUAUUAGAAAUAUGUGUGUAAGAUUUUAAAGAUGUGGAGGAAUGGUACUUUUUACGCCAAGGAAUGUGAAAGUGAUUCUACAAUGAUUGAAGAACUGAAUAGAUCUCCUAUUGGAGAGCAUUUGUUUUAUAAAAAUCUCAUGUUAUGGUUGAAUCAUUGAACAAAUAUGACUUGCUCAGCCAUCUUCAUAGUGUAAGCAUUGCCUCGCAAAAAAAGUCAAACAUGCAUAAAAUUUUUAUGUUGUUAAAUUUUGUGGCAAGAUGUCUGUUUUGUAUUCGCAGAUUGGACUGAGGAUGCAGCAGAAUGGCUUACAAAUUUUAUAUAAUUUUAAUAAAUUAUUUUUUGUCAUA
Schistocerca americana (American grasshopper) is the source of this 2021-nucleotide messenger RNA. RefSeq names its product steroidogenic acute regulatory protein-like (gene Start1). Lineage: Eukaryota; Metazoa; Arthropoda; Insecta; Orthoptera; Acrididae. The record is from RefSeq and is a predicted model, not a curated record. The coding region runs from base 219 to 1664 and encodes 481 amino acids. Gene Ontology annotation, molecular function: lipid binding. The transcript has 14 exons.